CUUGACUUCACCGUGACGGGCAGACUUGAUUAUCCUUAGACUAAUCCUCCUUGAAUCCAAUUAUAUUACUCCUCAAGCAUAUAUUUUAAAAGACUAUCACCUUAUUUAUCUAGUUAGUUACUGGAUAUUUCUAAAACUACGCAUUAACACUUAUACAUCAUUAUCAUCGUCAUUAUCGUAGUCCACCUUUCACAAUGGCCAACACAAACCAAUUCGACGUAAACAGGCUCUUCGGAGUCCAAGACUACGUCGCAGUAGUCACCGGCGGCGGGACCGGGAUAGGAUUAAUGGCCGCGCAGGCACUCGCCGCGAACGGCGCCAAAGUCUACAUCACUGGUCGGCGGGAGGAAGUGCUCGAGAACGCGGCGAAAAGCCACCAACCGGCCAAGAAUAGCGGGCAGAUCAUCCCGAUCGGGCCGUGCGACGUGACCAGCAAGGACGACCUAGAGAAGCUGGUUGCGGAUCUGAGCAAGCGCGAGAAGUACAUCAACCUCCUGGUGUGCAACGCCGGCAUCUCGGGUCCGAAAGCCGAGCCGGAGGACGCUGAGGCGGAAGAUCUCAAGGCUAGGCUUUGGAAUAACGAGGAUCCUAGCGAUUGGCACGAUAACUUCAACACUAAUGUUACGGCGGUGUACUUUACCACCGUGGCCUUCCUUCCGCUGCUACAGCAAGGCGUCCAUCCGAAAGGCCCUCUUGAGCCUUACUCACCCUCUGUAAUUACCAUAUCCUCUAUGUCGGGCAUCAUGCGACAUGCACAGGGCCACUUCAGCUAUAACACGGCCAAGGGGGCCACGGUGCACUUGACAAAACUUAUGAGCGCAGAGUUCCAAAAGGCCGGAAUCAGAGUCAACUCCAUUGCGCCGGGAUAUUUCCCUAGCGAAAUGACCGCUAAGAGCAGUGAUGAUAAGCAGAAGAGCUAUGUGUCGCCAGAGAAGAUCCAAGAUAAAGGCCACGUCCCGCUAAUGAGAGCUGGACGUGAGGAAGAAAUGGGGAUGACGGUACUAUAUCUCGCCAAGAACCAAUAUGUGAACGGGGAGAUCAUCGCGGUGGACGGUGGGGUCCUAAAUGUUGUGGCAGGACGGUAAAGAGCCUGUCCAUCCGCCAAUGCUACCUCACAAUGUCCCAGAUAUGUUAAAUCUAAAACUACGGAACGAUGCACCGGUAUUGGGACCGGUGUUGGAUUGUAAUAAUGAGGAAAUUUGGGUAUUGGUGCUAUAUUAGGUUAAAAAACUAAACGGUUAGAUAAAAGUAAAAGUUCAAUGAAUGGAUGUUGUAGUGUGUAUUGAAAACUAUUGUUUUCUCUACCAGUCAAAGUUCGUAUUCUGUUCUUAGGUAUGAAAAUUAUAAGAGUCUUAUGACCUCGAAUAAAGUUAAUAUAGAAAUAAUCGCCUUAAGAGGUAGGGACCAAAC
Molecule: messenger RNA, 1410 nt
Organism: Daldinia vernicosa
Lineage: Eukaryota; Fungi; Ascomycota; Sordariomycetes; Xylariales; Hypoxylaceae
Product: NAD(P)-binding protein
Exons: 2
Coding region: 195-1085 (296 amino acids)
Source: RefSeq, a predicted model, not a curated record